Diplodia corticola is the source of this 453-nucleotide messenger RNA. RefSeq lists its product as uncharacterized. The record is from RefSeq and is a predicted model, not a curated record. The transcript has 2 exons. Lineage: Eukaryota; Fungi; Ascomycota; Dothideomycetes; Botryosphaeriales; Botryosphaeriaceae. The coding region runs from base 1 to 453 and encodes 150 amino acids.
AUGACGUACCGCUUGAACCCUCGAACUGGAUUCAACUCGGUGGCCCGGAUCUCGGCCAUCCAUGCCGAAGUAGAGAGCGGUGCCACCGCCGAGGACGCGGAAAAGGCCGAGCAGUAUGCUCUUACAUUCUUCAACCGCCAGAAGGCCCUCCUUAACGUCAACGUUGUCGAGCAGAGCCUCUCCUGCAGCGGAGCCUGUGCGACGCUCGGCGUCGACCCGGCGAACCCAAUGGUCCCCAACGGCCCUGACGGGCACCGUCUCCGCAAGCUCAAGCCCCAUCAAGUACUCGAUGUCGCCUGGCUCAAGGCUAUGGAAGCUGAGGACACUAAUGGCUGUAUCCUGGCGAACGAGGCCGGCACAGGCCAGACCCUUAUCGCGCUGGCAUACCUCGUGGACGGCGGCAACUGCCGGGCCUCUAUGGCAGCGGGGCCAUGGAGGCCCAGCCUCGUCUAA